Uranotaenia lowii is the source of this 1692-nucleotide messenger RNA. RefSeq names its product odorant receptor 94a-like. The transcript is spliced from 4 exons. Bases 1 to 1170 code for a protein of 389 amino acids. NCBI's taxonomy places the organism in Eukaryota, Metazoa, Arthropoda, Insecta, Diptera, Culicidae. Gene Ontology annotation, biological process: detection of chemical stimulus involved in sensory perception of smell; sensory perception of smell. Gene Ontology annotation, cellular component: plasma membrane. The record is from RefSeq and is a predicted model, not a curated record. Gene Ontology annotation, molecular function: odorant binding; olfactory receptor activity.
AUGGUCGCGUUCGAAGAGUACAUUCGGUGUGAACGAGUUUCGUUCCGGAUCUGGAGAGUUUUGGGCCUGUGGGCAACCAAAGAUGAAACUCUAUCUUAUCGGGUCUUUCGAUUGUCCUAUCACUUUCUCUUUACAAUAAUUUACAUUUUCGCGAUGGUCACCAGUUGUUUUUAUGCCGAAAACAUUGAAGAGUUGUGGACUGAUAUUCUGUUCAUCUUGCUGACGAUGCUAGCCAUGUUCACAAAAAUGGUAGUGAUUGUGAGAAACUUUGAAAAAAUCUAUUGUUUGCUCAAAAUGACGGUAUCGGACAGCUUUAAACCUCAAACAGAAAUCGAGGCUCGUAUUCUAGAUGACAAUCUGCACGUGUUUAGCAAUGCAAUGCUUGUGUACCUAUCGGUUACCUUUAGCUGCCUGUGGGCUCAUCUGGGAUUUCUGUUCGACGAUCGCUACAAGCUACCAUUUUUCAGUUGGUUCUUUUGGCUUCCGCUGGGAAAAGGCAAUCCACUGAAUUACUAUUUGAUUUUUGUGUAUCAAAUGUUCGGUAUGCUCGGCCAUUGCUUGUUUAACGCAUCAAGCGAUGUUCAGCUGGGAUAUCUUUUGCUGAGUGGUGGAUUGCAACUCGAUAUUUUGAGCGAAAGUUUCGCUAGACUGCCCGUUCCUACAUCCGGAAAACCGAACGAAAUCCGUUACUACCAGAAAACGUUCCAGAAUCAAGUUGAUCAGUACAAUCGAAUCUGUCGAUUCAUUCGGGAAAUCGAAUCGACAUUCACUCUCACAGUAUUCAUUCAACUGUGUGCUAGCGGAAUCACCAUCUGUGCCAGCGUGUUUCGACUUUCGGCGAUCAGUAUCACCGACCACUUGGGUUCGUCAAUUCCAAUAUUCUUCUAUCUGGGGGCCAUGCUGAUACAGGUGUUUGUACCCUGCUAUUUCGGUAACGAAGUUACCCUUAAAAGUCAAAAACUUACCAACGCCGUCUUCAGUUCAGGAUGGUAUAACAACCGACAGUUGAAGGACCAGAAAAAUGUCAAACUGCUGAUGCAGCGUUUCAACGAACCUAUUCGUCUAAAAGCUGGUCACUUUUUCAACUACAACCUGGAGGCGUUUAUGUCCACCCUUAAUACGGCUUAUUCAGUGUAUGCAGUUUUGAACAGUAAAAAUAGAAAAGGCUGAACAGUUUGCUUAAAAAGAUCACAAAAGGAUUUCUUUCAAAUAAAAAGUUUAGUUUUGACCUCCGUCGUAUGAUAUAAAUUAUUAUAUUUUUCUGUCUCAGUUCGCUUAAAACGAGCCCAAUCAAAGGAUAAUAAUCGUAAGCGAUUUAAUCAUAAUCUAUCUCGUUCAAUUUUUGAAUAAUAUCUAAUAGAUUAGUUACGAUUAUUUUGAAUUUCAUUGUUCAUAUUAAUCAUUGGUCUUCAGUUAUUCAAAUAAGUAUAAUAAAUUAUUAGUCCUUUGCCGAAGAAGGAAGCGAAACGAAGUUUGUUUUCUAUUCUUCUAGAAAGCAUUUUACUCGUGAGUCCCGAUAGAUUGAACCUGGUGUGACCAAUUUUGGUUAAAUCUUGUUAAGUUGAAAACAUGCAGCUUGCGUGGAAUGAAUGGAUCUAUAAAGCAAUGCGGAAAAUGGUUAAUGUCGUUUGUGUAAACAGUUACAGAAAUUAGAUUUUGCUAGAUUUAAUUUUGUUUCAUUUAAAACGAAGA